This is a messenger RNA of Dothidotthia symphoricarpi CBS 119687, 1545 nucleotides long. RefSeq lists its product as uncharacterized. Gene Ontology annotation, molecular function: zinc ion binding; DNA-binding transcription factor activity, RNA polymerase II-specific. The coding region runs from base 28 to 1545 and encodes 505 amino acids. Gene Ontology annotation, biological process: regulation of DNA-templated transcription. The transcript has 4 exons. NCBI's taxonomy places the organism in Eukaryota, Fungi, Ascomycota, Dothideomycetes, Pleosporales, Dothidotthiaceae. The record is from RefSeq and is a predicted model, not a curated record.
AUUGUUUUUUGUUCACCAUCGCUCUAGAUGUUUGGCACUUUGAUUUCAGAUAACCAGCGCAAGGAGUCCUUGACCUUUGUCCGGAACACCGAUACCGCUUCUGCACUUAGUCGAAGCCGUCGUGACAAGCCACAUGCUUCUUGUCAGCUCUGCCGAGCUCGCAAGAUUAGGUGCAGCGGCCAGGCCUCAGGUUGUGAUAGAUGCGCCUCCAUCGGGGUUGAAUGCUGGUAUCCGGAUCGCCCUACCCGUCGAAAGAAGCGGACGGCUAGCCUUGUAUUCGACACUUCUGGGGCGGUCGACGACUCAACCAGCUGCAGUCCUGCAUUGAGAGAUAACGGAACAAAGAACGAGCAGGAACAGGAUCUUGAGGAAAGAGAAAAACAGACAGAGGACCAUAUCGACAUCGGAAAGAUGCAGCAGAAUGAUUACCUAUCUUCGUACCACGAAGGCAACUCAAGCAAGAGCACAAGAGAAGGAUGGGAUGAGUGGAUAGACAUGGAUGGGCCUCCACAUCCAAUGUUGACAGACCAACUGGAAGACCCCCUUGGUCCCAUGGAUAGCAUGAGCGAUACAGUGUGGAAUUCUUUGUUCGGAGAUGCCUGCGGACAUAUUGGGUUUGAAAGUAUAGACUUGAGUUCUUUGGACAACAGCAUCCUGUGUCCCGAAGAUCCAGCAAAAACACUGAUGCCACCUCCCUACAAUCUGUCUCCACAGUUGAGGUUGGACACACCGUCCAUACUGAGGUCGUCGCCAACACCGAGCAAUAGAAAUAUUGACGAGAACAAUACGCAACGUCAGUUUGAGUAUUUGAACGACAUUAACUCUGUCUCUUCUGAAUUUCCAGAUACACGGAACAUAUCUCAACACGCUCCCAAGCCCGUGUUUCGCCCUACACUCAAUACAUGUGAAACGGUGUCCCCGGGAAGUCCAACAUCCUCAAGUAGUAUGAACAGUCCCUGUCGCUGUCGACAGCUUACGGCACAACUUUUCAAGACUUUCUGCUACGAAAGCACCAGCAACGAUCGCGUAGCCAUGGACGCAUUACUACGCUACUUUCGCAGCACACUGGAACAGUACACCCAAAUCUUAUUCUGCGAACGAUGCGCCGAUAUAGAUGAAUACAACAUGCUUUUGGCUAUGGCUGGUCAGUACAUGAGUGUUAUAUGCGAGCGCACUGUCCUGUGCUACGUCAGACUGCGCUGUGGCACGCAACAACAGCAAGGAAACCAGCCACAACUUUCAACCUCAUUGUUGGAGAAACAGGUUAGUCAUACAAGCAAGUGGAGCAAAGAUGAGAAUGAGAACGAAAGGGAGAGAAGUACCAACGAUCUUGAUGUACGUGUAGACAAUGAGAUGGUUGGAGAUGGAGGCGUGUGGUUCUCAACAUACCGCAUCACAAGCAAUCUUCUUCAGUUAGAGGAGCUAUUGCAACUAUUAACAAAGCUCAAGAAGCGCACUAGCAAUCAGAGCAGGUUUAUACUCAUGCUAGCUGAGGCAGAGAAUAGAAUACAGACAACGCAGUUGCUAGUGAAGGUUGAAACCUAG